UCAAGCCUUGCGUAAUUUCGAAAGGAACACAUGGAAGCGCCCACCGCAAAAACGUUGAAGCGAACAUGAGAUUCUCAUAUUCGUGCUUCAAACACGUUUCUUCCCAUUUCCCUUUACAGCGAUGCGGCGGCCACCGUUUUCCCAUUCGGACCAAAUUCAGCGGCUGUAGAUUUCACCGUGUGAUCGCGAGGCGGGUUCAUUCGUCUCGGGGAAUUGGCGAGCAUGAGACCGAAGUUGUGCUAUCCAAUGACCAAUGUCUGCGACUCGCAACCGGCCGGCUGGCAAAGUUCGCAGAUGGCAGUGCAGUCGCACAACUGGGUGAUACUUCCGUUAUGGUGACUGUCGUUAGUAAAACAAGGCCGACGUCUGCAUCAUUCCUACCACUCGUGGUGGACUACAGGCAGAAAGCGGCAGCUGCCGGUCGGAUUCCCACAAAUUUUUUACGCCGUGAACUUGGACCCACGGAGAAAGAAAUUCUUACGGGCCGUGUCAUAGACAGGUCUCUGCGGCCACUGUUUCCGCCGGGUUACUUUUAUGAGACCCAGUUGGUUUGCAACCUGCUUGCAGUUGAUGGCAUCAAUGAUCCUGACAUAGUCAGUAUAAAUGCGGCUUCCGCGGCCCUCGCGCUGUCCGACGUGCCGUGGAAAGGCCCCGUCGGAGCAGUCCGUGUCGGCCUCGUUGACGGCGAUCCCGUCAUCAACCCGACGCGGAGGCAGAUGACGCAGAGCACGCUCAACCUCAUCGUGGCUGGCGUUGAGCUUAACCAGGUUGUGAUGUUAGAGGCGUCCGCGGAAAAUGUGCUCCUACAGGACUUCCAAAAGGCGGUGCGUCUGGGAGUGAAAGAGACGCAGGUCAUCGUUCGACACAUCAAAGAGUUCCAGAAGGCGCACGGGAGGCCGAAACGCGAGGUCGAACGCUACUUUGUACCAUCUCAAGAACUAGUGGAUGCUGCAAAGCUGCUCUCCGAGACAAGGAUUAGGGACAUCCUGAGUAAUCCUGAGCACGACAAGGUUUCGAGAGACGUGGCGUUGUCCGAAGUUAAGAAGGACGUCGUGGAAAAAUUGCUGGAGAGCUUUACGGACACGGAAACGUACAUCCUCGGUGAAGCCGUGACGGAAGUGACAAAACAGGUGUUUCGACAGAGUAUCUUUGAGAACGGAACAAGAAUGGAUGGCAGAGGCUUGACCGACCUCAGGAAUAUCAACUGCCAGGUGGACCUCCUGCAACCUUUGCACGGGUCUGCGCUCUUUCAACGUGGCCAGACUCAAGUGAUGUGCACAGUUGCUUUCGACUCGUUGGACUCAGCGCUUCGCUCAGAUCCUGUUUCUGUCAUAACUGGUGGGUUGAAGGAGAAGAACUUUAUGCUGCAUUAUGAGUUCCCACCAUACGCAACCAAUGAGAUCGGCCGUUCCGGGCCGUCCGGUCGUCGUGAACUCGGCCACGGGGCCCUGGCGGAAAAUGGACUGCGGCCCCUCAUUCCCAAAGAUUUCCCAUUCACCAUACGGCUCACAUCUGAAGUCCUCGAGUCAAACGGAUCGUCGUCGAUGGCUAGCGUCUGCGGGGGAAGCCUGGCCCUGAUGGAUGCGGGAGUUCCCAUUUCGGCCGCUGCCGCCGGCGUAGCCAUAGGACUUGUGUCGACUCCAGAUCCGGAGUCUCCUUAUCAAGUGAAGGACCACAGGUUGCUUACGGACCUCUUGGGAAUUGAGGAUUACCUUGGUGACAUGGAUUUCAAACUGGCAGGCACAAAGAAGGGCAUCACAGCCUUGCAGGCAGAUAUUAAAAUCCCGGGCCUCCCACUCCGUGUUGUGAUGGAAGCGUUGCAGCAGGCGACAGAUGGAAAGGGAGAAAUUUUGAAAAUUAUGCACGAUGUCAUAAGCAAGCCUAGGGCCGUGAAGAAAGAGAAUUGGCCUGUAUCAGAAAAGUUAGAAGUUCCCCCUCACCAUAGAACAAAGCUCAUCGGCCUCGGUGGGUACAACAUCAAGAAGCUGACGGCGGAAACAGGUGUUCAACUGACACCGUUGGACGAGACGUCUUAUCAGAUAUUUGCUCCAAAUCAAGAUGCUAUGGCUGAGGCAAAGGAAAUUAUAGAGCAGAUAUUGAAGGAAGAGAGAGAGCCACUACUGGAGUUUGGAGCGAUAUACACUGCAAAGAUAGUGGAAUUGAGGGAAACUGGCGCUAUGGUAACGCUGUACCCGUCGAUGGUACCCACACUGUUGCAUAACUCUCAGCUUGACCAAAGGAAGGUGAACCACCCAAGUGCUCUAGGCUUGGAAGUCGGACAGGAAAUCUCAGUCAAGUAUUUUGGCCGGGACCCCGUCAGCGGCAGGAUGCGUUUGUCAAGGAAAGUGCUUCAAAGCCCCGCUUCAAGCAUUGUUAGAAACCUGGGUGGAAAGAACGAUGCAUCGUCGCAAAACUCAACGUGACACACGCAGUUUAAGUUCGCAAUUUCAUAGGUGUAAAUAUAUGCAUGAGAACACAAGAUCUGUACAGGAAAUAAAAUUUUACAUAGUCGUGUUCACA
Molecule: messenger RNA, 2520 nt
Organism: Ornithodoros turicata
Lineage: Eukaryota; Metazoa; Arthropoda; Arachnida; Ixodida; Argasidae
Gene: PNPase
Product: polyribonucleotide nucleotidyltransferase 1, mitochondrial-like
Exons: 23
Coding region: 66-2423 (785 amino acids)
Biological process (GO): mitochondrial RNA 3'-end processing; mitochondrial mRNA catabolic process
Cellular component (GO): mitochondrion; cytosol
Molecular function (GO): RNA binding; 3'-5'-RNA exonuclease activity; polyribonucleotide nucleotidyltransferase activity
Source: RefSeq, a predicted model, not a curated record